Molecule: messenger RNA, 2000 nt
Organism: Melanaphis sacchari
Lineage: Eukaryota; Metazoa; Arthropoda; Insecta; Hemiptera; Aphididae
Gene: car
Product: vacuolar protein sorting-associated protein 33A
Exons: 12
Coding region: 160-1950 (596 amino acids)
Biological process (GO): vesicle-mediated transport; intracellular protein transport
Cellular component (GO): lysosome; CORVET complex
Source: RefSeq, a predicted model, not a curated record
ACUUUAUUAAUAUUUAUACAUUUAUAAAAUUAAUUUUUAAUAAAAAAUAUCCUUGUAUAUUUUCUCUCUUAAUCUGUUAGAAAUACUUUUGAAUCUAAUUUAUUAUUUCAAAAUUUAUGUUAAUCAUAAUAUUUUAUUAAAAAUAUUUUAUUGUCCACCAUGUCUAACUAUUUAACUAGCAGUCGAGUAAAUAUUAGUUUACUUCAAGAGAGCGCAGCUAAAGACUUAAUUUAUUUAUUGGACAAAUGUGAUGGUCCUAAGGUUAUAAUCUUGGAUGAAGGACUAACAAGACCUAUUGGUUUGAUAGCUACUUAUAGUUUGUUACGUGAACAUGAUGUUAAAGAAGUAUUUAUUUUAAACGCUGGCAAGUUAAGUAAUUUUCGUGAAAAGGUGAAAAAUGUUAUAUUUAUUUCAAGACCAUUUUUAACACAUAUGGAUAUGAUAUGUGAUAAUAUUCAUAAGGAAAAUCAAGAUGAUCUCAAACAAAGAGAAUAUCAUUUAUUUUUUGUUCCUACUCGCAGUUUAUUAUGUGAAAAACGUUUAGAAAGAAAAGGAGUUUUAGGAAAUUUUGUUCUCAUUGAAGAAUUUUGUUGUUUUUUAUUUCCUUUGGAAAAUGAUCUUAUGUCAAUGGAAAUGAAUGAUUGUUAUAAGGAGUUAUCAUUAGAAAAUGAUCCAACAUGUUUAUAUCGCGUAGCACAAGCAAUUGUUAGUCUAGAAGAUCUUUAUGGGCGAAUUGGCCGCGUAACUGGCAAGGGCCCUGUUGUUAAACAAGUUUGGGAUUUAGUAUCUAAAAUAUCUUUAGAACCUCGCAAACCUAAUUCUAAAGCAAACAGAAAUUAUAAAACAAUUGAUCAUCUUGUUUUAAUUGACCGUUCUGUUGAUUUAAUGACACCAAUGGCUACACAGUUAACAUUUGAAGGACUUAUUGAUGAGCUUUUUGGAAUUGAUUGCUGUACUGUAGAACUACCAGCUGACAAAUUUGUUUCUGAAGAAGAUAAUGUUAAUACAUUAACGCAUAAAAAGCUUGUAUUAAAUUCAAACGAUGAAAUAUUUGCUGAAACAAGAAAUAAACACUUUAAUGCAGUAUUAAUGAAUUUAAGUAAAAGAGCCAAACACAUUACUUCAGAAUAUGAUGAAAAUCGAAGUGGUAAAACAGUUCAAGAAAUGAAACAGUUAGUGUCUAGACUUCCUUACAUACUGGCAUUAAAAAGACAACUUUCUACAUAUACCACAGUUGCUGGACUAAUCAAAGAACUAACUGAUAAAACUAGUUUUCGAGAUUUAAUAAAUGUACAACAAGAACUCAUUUUAGGUAUUGAAUCAGACAAAGUAUUACCACAGAUAGAAGAUUUAAUUUCCAACAAAUUUGAUCUUAUAACAGUAUUACGAUUAAUAUGUAUGCAAUCUGCUGUAAAUUCAGGAUUAAAGCAAAAAACUUUAGAAUAUUAUAAGAGAGAAAUUAUUCAAGUGUAUGGUUUCAAACAUCUUAUAACUAUGACUCAUUUGGAAAAUGCUGGUCUUAUUAAAAUACAAGCAAAUUCAAGAAGUUAUGCUGUUUGUCGCCGUCUAUUAAACUUAGAUGUUUAUGAAAUGAGUGAAGUUGAUCCAGAUGAUAUUAACUAUGUUUAUGGGAUUUAUGCUCCACUGAGUGUUAGACUAAUUCAACAUAUUUCUAAAUCAGACAGUAAAAUUUUAUCUGAUGUUCUACCAUUAUUACCGGGACCUAUUAUAGAACAUGUUAAUUCUGAUGUUGAUCAAGACUCCCAAAAAGUUGUGCUUGUGUUCUUUAUUGGAGGAUGUACAUUUGCAGAAAUAUCUGCUCUCAGAUUUUUGUCAUCGCUUGAAGACUCUACAAUUGAUUAUGUAAUUGCCACUACCAAUAUUACAAAUGGCAAUAGUUUUCUCAAGUCAUUAUUAAUCCCCGAAAUAAACAAAAAUUUAAACAAGUAAGUUAUUCAAUUUUAUUUCAUAUGUAUACAUUUUAUUAUUGUAUUAAUAUA